Saccoglossus kowalevskii is the source of this 813-nucleotide messenger RNA. RefSeq lists its product as uncharacterized. Lineage: Eukaryota; Metazoa; Hemichordata; Enteropneusta; Harrimaniidae. The record is from RefSeq and is a predicted model, not a curated record.
UAUUUAAUGGACACUAAAGUUGACUUGAUGUACGAGAGCUUUUUAUCCGAGUUGUUGUCUGAGCAGCAUUUACCUCCUAAUCCAUAUCCCAGAUUGUUAUCAUUGUUUAGACAAGCUGGUAUGAAGAUGACUCUAUGGGGUGAAAGUAAUGAUCAAAUUAAAUCUAAAAUACUACAUUCUGGGGGUAAAUUGGUAGAUGCUGAGAACUAUGUAUAUCACUUAGCUGGCUGUGAUGUGUAUGGUCUUCAAACAGCUCUCACAUGUAUUGAUGUGCCAAACUUUCAAAAGGUGGUAAUCAUUGCAAAGCAAUUUGUGAAUACUGAGUUCCCACAAAGAAAAGGUCAGUUCAAGAUUGCAAUGGUGUUUGCUGUCAGUGGAUGGUCACCUUGGUAUGGACAGUUAAUGCCAUAUAUAAUCAAACUAGAUCUACAUGAACACUGUUAUUUUAAAGGACCAAUAGGUUGCCAUGGUGAAGCUAUUCUUAUUUACAUUGAUAUUGUUCGAGAGUAUUUGUUUCGUGAAAAUGAUAAUGGUUCAGUGGUUGUUAUGGGAUUGUACAUUGGUGAACAUUCUAGAUGGAGUAUUGAGGACAUCAAAAAGAAAAGCAGUGGUUUUGAAUUAGAACUGUCCAAAGCUAUUGAGGCAAAGCAAGCAGUUUAUAUCAAAAUGUACAAAGCAAUUGGUUGGAGAUAUUUAUGCAUACAAAAGCAUCUAUUAUUUCACUAUGUUGAUAAUACAGAAGAUGAUUAUGAGACGUUCUUUCCAAACAACCCAGUUAGCUUAUAUCAAAACACGUUUUUCUUACAUGAAAAG